Linum tenue is the source of this 3451-nucleotide messenger RNA. The record is from the annotation of a GenBank genome assembly. Lineage: Eukaryota; Viridiplantae; Streptophyta; Magnoliopsida; Malpighiales; Linaceae.
AGCAGGUAAGCAAGCAAGCAAGCUCAGAGACAGACAACACAGAGAGCGUUAGGCCCUUUCAACCAAUCGCAUGUACUGCUCCUUUGCCAUAACCCGUUCAUUCUCCCUCACUUUCUUUUUCCGUCUUCAAAAUCAAAUUUCAGUCCCACCCCCUUAACUCCGAGAAGGAGAGACAAAGGGACUAGAAGUACACCGAGAUAACCCAACCAGAAUCUGAAUUCCCCUUUUCUUCUCGCCACAUCAUCAAAUUGGGAUGACCCACGGACAUCUGCCUUCUCAGAUGCUAGCACCGGCCCAUCGGCAAGCAAUGAGAGCGAAGACGGAUACUAGUGGCUGUGGCUGGUGUUGUCCCACUUUCCUCUGCUUUGCUCGCCAACUGUUUGAAGAAUGGCCGAGCUGAAUCUUUGAAGAAUCCGGGCUUUUGGGGUAGCUGCAAAAGAUUGUUGCUUUUCAUAUUUUGUGAAGGAUGGCCACUGUGGCGAAGAAGGGCAGCGGAGGAAUUGAGAAGAGGAGAGAUGGGUCUGACUCCGCUGCUGUCAGCAGUAGCAACUGUGGGGAGUUGAGCUCCGAGGGAAGACGGAGCACUGCUGGUGCUGGGCCGUGUGGUUCUCCUUCCUCUAAAGGUCCUUUGGGUUGGCCGAUAAAGAAAGCCGGAGAGAGGAAGAGCUUGUUGUCAUCCGGCGGUGCAUUGGAGGAGACGAGGGAACUGGUACUUGGUUAGAGGAUUCGAAUUUACACAAGCUCAACUCGAGGAAUUCUGAUGCGGAUUUGAUGAAGGAGAGGUUCGCAAAAUUGUUGCUCGGAGAAGACAUGUCAGGUUCUGGGAGGGGUUGCACAGCUAUGGCUAUCUCCAAUGCUAUUACCAAUCUCUGUGCUACUGUGUUUGGGCAACUGUGGAGGCUUGAGCCAAUCUCUCCUGAGAAGAAGUCAUUGUGGAGAAGGGAGAUCGAAUUGCUUCUCUGUGUUGCCAAUCACAUAGUAGAGUUAUUCCUGCUUGGCAAACUUAUGCUGACGGCAGUAAGCUCGAGGUCAUGACUUGCAGACCCAGAUCAGACCUUUUCAUCAAUCUCCCAGCUCUAAGGAAGCUUGACAACAUGCUUCUUGAAGUGUUAGAUAGUUUCACCCACACGGAGUUCUGUAUGUUAUCAAGGGAUUGUAGCUUCAGAUGCGGAUGGCUCAGCUUCCUUUCGGAAAGCUAUUCAACGGCAAGAGGAGAAAUGGUGGCUACCGGUGCCACGAGUCCCUGCUGGAGGUCUAAGUGAAAACUCAAGAAAGCAGUUGAACCACACUCGUGAGUGCACAAAUCAGAUACUCAAAGCUGCCAUGGCGAUCAACGCCACUGCUUUAAUCGAAUGGAUGUUCCUGACUCUUUCUUGGAAUCCCUUCCCAAGAAUGGAGAGCUUGUCUUGGAGACUUCAUAUCGAUACUAACUUCAGAUCAGUUCUAUGCUGAUUGCCUACUCGACUGCCUCGACCUUUCUUCCGAACAUGUCGCUUUGGACCUCGCGAACCGGGUUGAAUCUGCAGUUUUGUAUGGCGACGAAGAGCUCAUCACCCGAAACCGCCCACACUCCAAAACCGGUCUACUACCAGGACGUCAUGGGAGAUGAUGAAGGACUUGAUGAUCGAUGGUGAUAACAAGAGGGAAAUAUUUGCAGAACGAGCAGAAAGCCUCUUGCUUUCGCUGAAGCAGCGGUUUCCCAAUCUAACUCAGACUACACUGGACACCAGCAAAAUCCAGUUCAACAAGGAUGUGGGGAAAUCCAUUCUUGAGAGCUACUCAAGAGUACUGGAGAGCUUGGCAUUCAACAUCCUCGCACGCAUCGACGACUUGCUAUAUGUCGAUGAUCUGACCAAAUGCUCGGACAACAACUCUCAUCGACGCGUCGUCGUGCGUAGACCGGAGAUCCCACGAAAGAACUCCAUGCCGCGCCAGAACGAGAACAAGCCUCUGCAGAAUGUUGUUCCAAAAAAACCUGAUUUUCCCUGUCGUCUUGUACUCUUGUUCGAACUUCCAGUUUCCCUGAGGAAAUCAGAACCACAACCACCCCAAAUUAUUCGCUUCCAUUUUUCCGAUCUCACUUUCUCCCUCCCUCUCGUCGUUCUCUCAACCAGCAAGCAAACCAUGGUGACCAGCAUUCAGAUAACGGCGCUCGACGGCAUCGUCAACGUGAACUCCCUCUUCACCUUCGCCGUCUUCGUGGGCCUCGCCUGGAACCCGACCAGCCCAUCCGACACCCUAAUCGGCGACCCAGCUUGCACCGCCAGCCGCAGCGUCGGCGAGGAUCUCAUCUCAUUCCACGUCUACUCCUUCAGCUGCUUCCUCUUCUCCAGCUUGGUCGCCCUCGCCCUCAAGCAGGCCAUUCGGAUCUCCCGAACCCCCGGUUACUCCAUUACCCAGAACAACCCGCUCCAUCUCCCUGCGGAGUUCCUCGGCCAGGUCAACAAGAACAUCCUUCGGAUCGGAAUGCUCAUCUCCGGCAUCGGAUCUGCUUUGGGGUGCGUGUUCCUGAUGCUGGCUCUGGUCAACGUGGUUCAAGUCAAGCUCGGGACAUUGGGCUGUGGCAGCUACCACAGUUACGCCGCCGUUGUCCCGCUGUCCCUCUAUAAAACCCUUCAACGAUCACAAGCUCAAACCGUGGAGCAAAGAAGUAGUAGUGUACUUGAGAGUGAAGAGAAAAAGGAAAUUAGCAAGAGAGGAGAAGAAAAAAGGAAAGAAAUAGCCAUGGCUGGCAUCUCAAUGAAGUCCUGCAUGUGCCUUGUUGUGUUUGCUGUGUUUCUUGGGAUAUCUGGGUUUGCUGCUGUGGAUGGAGCAGGGGAGUGUGGGAAAUCCACCACCCCUGACAGGGAAGCUUUCAAGCUGGCUCCUUGUGCGUCGGCUGCACAGGAUCAGAACGCUGCUGUUUCGAGCCAGUGCUGCGCUCAAGUGAAGAAGCUCGGCCAGAACCCGGCUUGCCUGUGUGCUGUGAUGCUCUCCAACACUGCGAAGAGCUCUGGCGUGAAGCCUGAGGUUGCCAUGGCCAUUCCCAAACGCUGCAACCUCGCUGACCGCCCUGUGGGUUACAAGUGUGGAGAUUACACAUUGCCUUGAAGUUAUGCAGCUGGAACUGUCGACUCUGUGGUGACCUUUGUAUAAUGUUUUAUGUACUUAGUUGUGCUGAUGAACUGGAGUGUUACAGAGUUGUUGCUUGCUAGUUGAUCUAGCUCAAGCAUAUAUGUACUACUGCUGUGACAUCCAGAUCUAUCCCAAAUAAUGAAUAAUGAUUGGAUCAUAAGAAGUGAAAAUGUUUGCUUUGCUGUUGGUUUUGUGUAGUUUUAUCAUUUUUUGUUGAUUUUAACCCUCUGAAAGUGGGUUUCGAGUAAAUCCGCAACCUAACCGGAAAGACCAGAUCUGGCCUUUGAAUUUGUUGGCAGUUGCCAGCUUUCUGAUCUGGGGUAAUGCCAUUAGGAAG